AUGACCAAUAAUAUCAGUACAACUGUUCUAGCCGCAAUUAUCAUAACUAUUGUAAUUGGCGUGAUUACGAUCAACAAAACAACUAAUCCCUCCAAAACUCACCGUACUGUUCUAAUCAAAGAUGAAUUCCAAGAAUUUCCAUUAAUAAGUAAAACUGUGUUGUCACACAAUACCGCAAUUUACAGGUUUAAGCUACCAAACGAAACUGAUCGUUUAGGGUUACCAAUUGGCCAACAUAUAAGCAUUAGCGGUGUUGACUAUACAACUGGUAAGUCAAUUAUGAGAUCUUACACUCCUACUUCACUAGAUUCAGAAUCAUCUGGCUUUUUUGAACUAUUAAUUAAAGCAUAUGAAAAUGGUAAUAUCUCUAAAAUGUUUGCCAACUUAUCAAUAGGCGACAAAAUUAAAGCUAGAGGUCCAAAGGGGUUUUACACGUACAAACCAAAUAUGAGAAAACAUUUGGCCAUGGUUUGUGGUGGUACUGGUAUAACACCAAUGUAUCAAAUUUUGAAAAGCAUUUCCCAUAAUUCAAGGGAUAACACCAAGGUUACCUUGAUUUAUGGUAAUGUUAGUGAAUCUGAUAUUUUAUUAAAAAAUGAAAUUGAUGAAAUCAUUAACUCUGGAAAAAAUGGUCAAUUUAAGGUUUAUUAUAUGUUGGAUAAGGCACCGGAAAAGAACCCCGAAUCGUGGGAAGGUGGUAUUGGCUAUAUCACUAAGGAGAUUAUGGAAGAGCAUUUACCUAAAGCCACUGAUGAUGGCGUUCAAUUAUUAGUCUGUGGUCCACCAGGCUUAGUUUCUUCAGUGAAGAGAAAUUCUCUUGCCUUGGGAUUUGAAAAAGCCAAAGCUUUAUCUAAAGGUGAUGAUCAAGUCUUCGUAUUCUAG
Saccharomycodes ludwigii is the source of this 882-nucleotide messenger RNA. It is a transcript of the gene CBR1, whose product is annotated as cytochrome-b5 reductase. Gene Ontology annotation, molecular function: oxidoreductase activity. The record is from RefSeq and is a predicted model, not a curated record. The transcript has a single exon. Lineage: Eukaryota; Fungi; Ascomycota; Saccharomycetes; Saccharomycodales; Saccharomycodaceae. Gene Ontology annotation, cellular component: plasma membrane; endoplasmic reticulum. The coding region runs from base 1 to 882 and encodes 293 amino acids.